UCCAAGUGAGGCCUUGAGUGAAGAUUGUAUCGUGUGCUCUGUUAAUCAUCACAUCGUCGCCCAUGAAAUAUACGUGACACUGGGGUAUAUACUGAACUCCGUCCGUCCCGUGUCCCGACAAUGGGCCAGCCUGAAAUCCAACCAGCCGAGCCCACACCCAAGGGUGUGGCAGGCGACCACUUGGAGAAGGCUCACUCGGUUACCGAAUAUGUCGACCUCAACACCAACCUAGAGGCAAAAAUCAAGAAUCCUCUCAAAGGCAUCCCCUACGAGCAGCUCAUGCAUGACGUCCAAGAAUUCGCCGUCGAGAAGGGCCUUGAGGAGCACAUUGCGUUGCUGCGCAAGGGCGCCCUUGUUGCUCAAGAUCCGACAAACUACAGGUACAUCACCGGCCCCGAAGCCCUAGACGAGGCCGAGAAGAAGGCUCUCGAGGAAGAGGUCACGCACCGAUGGCGGCUCCCUAAGCGCUUGUUCUUGACAAUUGCGACUUGCUCCAUCGGGGCCGCAGUGCAAGGUUGGGAUCAGACCGGAACUAAUGGAGCCAACAUCUUCUUCCCUGAAAUCUAUGGCAUCGGUGGCAAUAGCGCCCGUGAUAGACUUAUUCUGGGCGUGGUCAACGCUGGUCCUUAUAUCGGUUCUGCGUUCCUCGGUUGCUGGCUGUCGGACCCCAUUAAUAACUGGCUCGGUCGUCGUGGUGUCAUCUUCAUCUCCGCACACUUCUGUAUCUGGCCUCUCUUCGGCUCCGCCCUGAGCCACAACUGGCAACAGCAGCUCGUAAACCGCCUACUGAUGGGCAUAGGGAUGGGAGUUAAAGCGUCCACUGUGCCGAUCUAUGCAGCUGAAAAUGCACCAGCAUCUAUCCGAGGAGCUCUUGUCAUGUCCUGGCAAAUGUGGACUGCCUUUGGAAUCUUCCUCGGCACGGCAUUCAACCUAGCAGUUUAUAACACUGGAUCCAACAACUGGAGAUAUAUGCUUGGCGCUCCUUUCAUCCCCGCGGUUCCUCUGGUUGUCAUGAUCUAUUUUUGUCCAGAGUCACCACGAUGGUACAUGAAGAAAAACAAAUACCCUAAAGCCUGGGAAUCGAUGAAUGUGCUUCGAAACAAUCCGAUCCAGGUCGCCCGAGACAUCUACUAUAUUCAUGCUCAGCUCAACAUCGAGAGGCAGCUCACCCAGCACAGUACCUACAUCUCCCGCUUUACCGAGCUCUUUACCAUUCCUCGAGUCCGACGCGCAAACAUUGCCGCCUUUACUGUCAUGAUUGCGCAGCAGAUGUGCGGUAUUAAUAUCAUCGCCUUCUACUCGACCACGAUCUUCAAGGAGUCCGGGUACACUGAAUUCCAGGCUAUGCUUUGCUCUUUUGGCUUCGGUCUCGUCAACUGGCUAUUUUCGUUUCCGGCAUUUUGGACCAUCGAUACCUUUGGCCGCCGCUCAUUGCUUUUGUUUACGUUCCCGCAAAUGAUGUGGACUUUGCUAGCAGCUGGAUUAUGCACUCUUUUGCCAAUAUCGACGACGCGGACUGCGUUGGUCGCCCUGUUUGUCUUCUUGUUUGCUGCCUUCUACUCACCCGGCGAAGGUCCCGUGCCCUUCACAUACUCGGCCGAAGUCUACCCCUUGUCUCACCGUGAGGUGGGAAUGGGGUUUGCCGUCGCGACUUGCCUCUUCUGGGCCGCCAUCUUGGGCAUCACAUUCCCCUUCCUGCUGGAAAGAGCGGGCACCGUCGGUGCCUUUGGCUGCUAUGCCGCCUUCAACGCCGUCGCGUUUAUCAUGAUCUUCUUCCUGGUGCCCGAGACAAAGCAGCGUACCCUCGAGGAGCUCGACUACGUUUUCGCCGUGCCCAUGAAGAAGUUCGCUUCUUACCAGUUGGGCACUGCGUUGCCGUGGUGGUGCCGACGAUGGUUGCUGUUCCAGCGUGACGCUGUGCUGACGCCAUUCUACCACAAUGACAAUGAAGACGAGCAAGAGCACCAGCACCAGCAGCAGAAGCAGACAUCGCAUCACAGUAGCGAUAUCCCAUUCGUUCAUACGUCAGCUUACGAGUCGAAGAAGCUUGACUAAGCCGGCCUAAAUGGUCAACGUUGGGAAAUGUGCUCAGCGAAAAGCCUAGGUCUGUAAGUCGGUGGCAGCAUGCUCUUCUCCAAGAAAAUUGCGAAAAGACGACUUGUCCCGGUGAUCUGGAUGACUAUCAUUACUAAGGUAGUCAAGAGGAAGUGUUGUUCUGGAUGGGAGCUUGGUCAGCAGUUUCGUCUCUCUACGUCAAAAUCUUGAUGAAUAAUCCAACACCAACUGAGUAGGUUGUCGCGUCCGUUGUGUGUAAGUACGCCGUGCUGCCAAGCAUGAAUUAGUAUACCCUCAU
This is a messenger RNA of Pseudomassariella vexata, 2353 nucleotides long. Its product is annotated as and other transporter-domain-containing protein. Gene Ontology annotation, molecular function: myo-inositol:proton symporter activity. The record is from RefSeq and is a predicted model, not a curated record. Lineage: Eukaryota; Fungi; Ascomycota; Sordariomycetes; Amphisphaeriales; Pseudomassariaceae. The transcript is spliced from 10 exons. Gene Ontology annotation, cellular component: membrane. Gene Ontology annotation, biological process: transmembrane transport. The coding region runs from base 121 to 2055 and encodes 644 amino acids.